Molecule: messenger RNA, 1771 nt
Organism: Rhinopithecus roxellana (golden snub-nosed monkey)
Lineage: Eukaryota; Metazoa; Chordata; Mammalia; Primates; Cercopithecidae
Gene: NXPH4
Product: neurexophilin 4
Exons: 2
Coding region: 161-1078 (305 amino acids)
Molecular function (GO): signaling receptor binding
Source: RefSeq, a predicted model, not a curated record
GGCUCCGCGCCUCGCGCCUAGUCCGCGGGCCGCGCAGCCGCUCCCGCCGCUCCCGCAGCCGCCCUGCCGCCCGCCUGCCAGCCCAGAGCCCCGCGCCCCUAGGCCUGGCUCCCGCCUGCCCGGGACCCGCCCCGCCCGCCCCGCUCAGCCGCUAGAGAAGAUGCGGCUGCUCCCGGAAUGGUUCCUCUUGCUCUUUGGCCCGUGGCUCCUUAAGAAGGCGGUCAAUGCCCAGAUACCAAAGUCCGGAAGGCCGCAGUACCUGGAGCUGCGACCCGCCGCGGCCGGAGCGGGUGGCCCCGGCCAGCAGCUCCCAGCGCUAAGGUCUUCCGACGGCCUAGGCUCCGGCCGCGCCUGGAGCUGGGCCUGGCCGACCAACCACACUGCGGCGCUGGCCCAAGCAGGGGCAGCCGGGGCGUUGCCCGCGCAGCGCACCAAGAGGAAGCCGUCCAUCAAGGCGUCCCGCGCCAAAAAGAUCUUUGGCUGGGGGGACUUCUACUUUCGAGUGCAUACCCUCAAGUUUUCACUGCUGGUGACCGGCAAGAUCGUGGACCAUGUGAAUGGUACCUUCAGUGUGUAUUUCCGCCACAACUCGUCCAGCCUGGGCAACCUCAGUGUCAGCAUCGUGCCGCCCUCCAAGCGUGUCGAGUUCGGGGGAGUCUGGCUGCCCGGGCCUGUCCCCCACCCUCUGCAGUCUACGCUCGCCCUGGAAGGGGUGCUUCCUGGGCUGGGGCCCCCGCUGGGGAUGGCAGCAGCAGCCGCGGGGCCGGGCUCCUUCGGGGGCGCACUGGCAGGGCCUCUUGGGGGCGCGUUGGGAGUGCCUGGGGCCAAAGAGUCGCGCGCUUUCAAUUGCCACGUGGAGUAUGAGAAGACAAACCGGGCGCGCAAGCACCGCCCGUGCCUGUACGACCCAUCGCAGGUGUGCUUCACCGAGCACACGCAGAGCCAGGCCGCCUGGCUCUGUGCCAAGCCCUUCAAAGUCAUCUGUAUCUUCGUCUCUUUCCUCAGCUUUGACUACAAACUGGUGCAGAAGGUGUGCCCAGACUAUAACUUCCAGAGUGAGCACCCCUACUUUGGAUAGCGCCCCUCCCCAGCCCCAGCCCCCAGCCUCACGCCAAAUCCCAGCCUCACUAGGUGGGAUCCCCUUCCCAGUGUUCUGCCGCUCCUGUGGCCAUGUCGCCCACUCCUUCCACUCUGGGGGCGGAGGGGAACGGCCCUCUCGGGACCCUCAGCUAAGGUGGGUGCCCUUUUCCUUAUGCGGAGUGCCCGUGAGGCUGGGGUAGCCCCCUCCAAUGCACCCCAAAGUGAAAGGGGUAAGAGUGCAGCCCCAGAAUAGGUGGGGCUUGGAGGCGGUCCCAAUGUCCCCUAGGUCCACAGUGGGUCCCCUUUUCACCCUUAGCGCUAGGCUGCACACUCCCUUUCCCCACAGCUUUAAUAACUCCUGGCCUGGCACCCUCACCCCACCCUGACUUUCCUAUCCCCCAGCGCUUGUCCUACUCCACCCUGCCCCGCCUAAGACUGUAAAGGCCUAAAAACCUCAGCCUGUCCUCCCACCUUUCUGCCUGCCAUAUGCCUGUCCCCUUUUCCUCCAAACCCCAUUAGGGUACCGGAAGCAGAACCCCUGGGCUGAGGCGCUGGCCCCGGCCCCUGCCGCCCCUUUCCAGUCCCUGCAGUCCAGCUGCACCUGCCCUCUCCUGCUGCUUCCUCUCUGUGAUAUUUUUUUCUACGCCAAAACAGACGGGAAAGGGAACAAAAUAAAGUGAAAUCCAAUACA